This is a messenger RNA of Callithrix jacchus (white-tufted-ear marmoset), 3610 nucleotides long. It is a transcript of the gene UBQLN4, whose product is annotated as ubiquilin 4. Gene Ontology annotation, molecular function: polyubiquitin modification-dependent protein binding. The record is from RefSeq and is a predicted model, not a curated record. Gene Ontology annotation, biological process: ubiquitin-dependent protein catabolic process. Gene Ontology annotation, cellular component: cytosol. NCBI's taxonomy places the organism in Eukaryota, Metazoa, Chordata, Mammalia, Primates, Cebidae.
GUGGCUGCGGCUGGUCCGGAGGGGGCGGUGAAGCCUCGGGGAGGGGAGGAGAGAGGAGGGGAGGAAGGGGAGAGGUGGAGAGAGGGGAGUGUUGGAGGCGCUGGAGCCGAGCCGGGCUGGCCGGGCGGGCGGGGAGGAGGAGGAGCUGGACGGGCUGGCGGGCGGCCGGGUGGCGGCGGCGGCGGCAUGGCGGAGCCGAGCGGGGCCGAGACGAGGCCCCCCAUUCGGGUCACCGUCAAGACCCCCAAGGACAAGGAGGAAAUUGUAAUCUGCGAUCGAGCCUCGGUCAAGGAGUUCAAAGAGGAAAUCUCCCGGAGGUUUAAGGCUCAGCAGGAUCAGCUGGUCCUGAUCUUCGCAGGCAAGAUCCUCAAGGAUGGGGACACACUGAACCAGCAUGGAAUCAAGGACGGGCUCACUGUCCAUCUGGUCAUCAAGACCCCUCAGAAGGCUCAAGAUCCAGCCGCUGCCACUGCUUCCUCCCCUUCCACACCUGACCCUGCCUCAGCACCCUCCACCACGCCUGCUUCACCCGCCACCCCUGCACAGCCCUCCACCUCUGGCAGUGCCUCUUCGGAUGCUGGCGGUGGAAGCCGGAGGAGCAGUGGGGGGGGGCCCUCUCCAGGGGCUGGAGAGGGACCCCCCAGUGCUACUGCGUCCAUACUGUCUGGCUUUGGGGGCAUCCUGGGGCUGGGCAGCCUGGGCCUGGGCUCUGCCAACUUUAUGGAGCUGCAGCAGCAGAUGCAGAGGCAGCUGAUGUCCAAUCCUGAGAUGCUGUCACAGAUCAUGGAGAACCCCCUGGUCCAGGAUAUGAUGUCGAACCCUGACCUGAUGCGUCACAUGAUCAUGGCCAACCCCCAGAUGCAGCAGCUGAUGGAGCGGAACCCCGAGAUCAGCCACAUGCUCAACAACCCUGAACUCAUGAGGCAGACAAUGGAGCUUGCUCGGAAUCCAGCCAUGAUGCAAGAGAUGAUGCGGAACCAAGACCGGGCCCUGAGCAACCUCGAGAGCAUCCCUGGAGGGUAUAAUGCCCUCCGGCGCAUGUACACAGACAUCCAGGAGCCCAUGUUCAGUGCUGCCCGGGAACAGUUUGGCAACAAUCCCUUCUCUUCCCUGGCCGGGAACUCCGACAGCUCAUCCUCCCAGCCUCUGCGGACUGAGAAUCGAGAGCCCCUCCCUAACCCCUGGAGCCCCUCGCCCCCCACCUCCCAGGCCCCCGGGUCCGGUGGGGAGGGCACCGGAGGAUCGGGGACCAGCCAGGUGCACCCGACAGUCUCGAACCCCUUUGGGAUCAAUGCGGCUAGCCUGGGGUCAGGGAUGUUCAAUAGCCCAGAAAUGCAAGCCCUCCUCCAGCAGAUCUCUGAGAACCCACAGCUGAUGCAGAACGUGAUCUCAGCGCCCUACAUGCGCAGCAUGAUGCAGACGCUUGCCCAGAACCCCGACUUUGCUGCUCAGAUGAUGGUGAAUGUGCCGCUCUUCGCGGGGAACCCCCAGCUGCAGGAGCAGCUCCGCCUGCAGCUCCCAGUCUUCCUGCAGCAGAUGCAGAACCCGGAGUCACUCUCCAUCCUUACCAAUCCCCGAGCCAUGCAGGCAUUGCUGCAGAUCCAGCAGGGACUACAGACCCUGCAGACCGAGGCCCCUGGGCUGGUACCCAGCCUUGGCUCCUUUGGGAUGUCCCGGACCCCAGCACCCUCAGCAGGCAGCAAUGCUGGGUCUAUGCCUGAGGCCCCCACUUCCUCGCCAGCCACACCAGCCACAUCUUCUCCAACAGGGGCUUCCAGCGCCCAGCAGCAGCUCAUGCAGCAGAUGAUCCAGCUUUUGGCUGGAAGUGGAAACUCACAGGUGCAGACACCAGAAGUGAGAUUUCAGCAGCAACUGGAGCAGCUCAACUCCAUGGGCUUCAUCAAUCGUGAGGCCAACCUGCAGGCUCUGAUUGCCACAGGAGGGGACAUCAACGCAGCUAUUGAGAGACUGCUGGGCUCCCAGCUCUCCUAAUCCCUCGGCCCAUGCCUCCUGCCUCUCCCUUCCCUCGAUGUCAGCGUUUGGUUCCUCUGUCAGCCCUUCCCCCCUGCGGCUUGUCACCCCUUCUGUCUUCUCCCUCAUCCUCUCCAAACAGCAGGGUGACUUGAGAGGCGUGGGCUCCAACCCCUUAGCUCUGUCUGAGAAUUAUGGUUUUGCUUCUACAUCUCUAACAGAAUCUUCUCUCCUGGUCUCCUUGAGCAGAGCCACUUAAACAGUUUUCCCAGUUUCACUGAUCGACCCUACCUCUUUGCCCCACGCCACCUUUUGCAAUCUUUAAACUCGCAGUGGUAGUGCAGAGUCAGAGGAGGAACCAGCUGUCUGAUUUACUGGAACAUAGUCUUCCAUUUAUACCACUAGGGUUUUGUCUUAUGUUUACUUUUGGUAACUCUCUUCCUCCUUUUGCUCGCUACUCCCCACCCCUAGCCCAACCAAUGCUAGAAUUUCUCGCUCUGAAGGAGGAGCAGGUGAAGCAGCUGGUAAUUUUCCUCCUCAGCCCCUAUUCUGGUCUCUUCAUUCAGCACUUUUUCGUGGGCACUGUUGGGAAUUCCAGGGUAAGGAGGAAGAUACCUGUUCUCUCUCUCUGAAGAGGGAGAUGAGACAGCCCUCUGGACAGGAAUGAACAAAGCCUGGACCAGCCCUGUGGAAAUUGGUGCGAAAAAGGAGGGAAUGAGGUUAUUCAGAGGAAGGGAAUAGGGGAGGCAGCCUGAGUAAAAGGCUUGGAAGUUGGAAUUAACAGUGGGGAACAGAAGCACUCACAGGUCUUUUAGGCAGAAGAAUCCAGGCGCAAGCUGGCAGAAGAGACUCAGAGAUGCUAAUGGAUUUGAACUGAAGAAAAGGGCUCAAUGAAGCUGAGCACCAUGCCCCACAAGGGGUCAUAUUGGCUUCAUUUCCUCAAAUACACGUGCUUAUAUGCACACAGACAUUUCCGUGGACCCAGGACUUGCCUGUGUCCCCAGGCACCAGUAAUUUGAGCCCUCCUGAAAGGACAUGAAGGGGAUUGGGGUCUGUGAACGGUAGGGAAGUGCGUGUGUGUGCGCACAUGUUGGUGAGAAGUGGAUGAUUUGUUGGUUUCCGGUUCAGAGUGCUCGCACCACCAGAGACAAGUGGGUAAAAGUAUCAGUCCAUUGCAGGAAUACAUAUCCGGGAGAGCUAGGUCCCUUGGGCCUCUGGCUGCUGGUUAACCUAGAGGUAGUGUGGGUACCCUUUCUGAAGCUGUCAGGACUGUUACCAGCACCCAUAUCACCUGUCACUGCCUUGUGGGAAUAGUAGAGGGUUUAUUUCCCUCCAGGCCAGAAAAUUUUCUUUGAGGAAGGAGAGGAGAGGGUGGCAAUGAUGCCUUUGAUCUGGAAUUGGACAUUGCUCUGUCAGAGCACAGAGGAGGCUCAUAUCACCUCUUCCCUCUGCUACUUGGCCCAGCUGCUUGGAGGACCAACCCCACGGCUGAGAAUAUGACAGCAAGAGGAACAGAGUUGGCUCCAAGUGGGAAAGGGUCCCGAGCAGUCCAGAGAGGAUGUCCAUGUGGCUUUCCCUCCCUGCCUCCCCCAGCUCCCACACUGGCCUUUGUAAAUAAAUGGUGUGGUCUUUGUUGUGA